AUGUCGCCAACUCUCCACCUCUACCACACACCAGGGUCUUGUUCGCUAGCCACUCAUAUCGCACUCCAAGCCUCCGGUCUUCCCUUCUCCACCACAAAUCUCAACGCUGCUCGUGGUUUCCCCGCUUCCCAUCUUCAUCUAAACCCUAAAGGCCGCGUUCCAAUCCUCGAGGUAGAUGGCGAGCUAAUCACCGAAACACCCGCCAUCCUCUCCGUAAUCGCUGCGCUAGUUCCAGAGAAAGGAUUACUGGGAAAAGGUCUGAUUGCGCAAGCGAGAGCACAAGAGUGGAUAAUAUGGCUUUGCGGGACGUUGCAUGGGCAAGCAUUUGGAUGCGUGUUUAGGCCGGGUCGGUUUGUCGGGGACGAAGCAAUGUUUGAUGCUAUACGAGCAAAAGGCCGUGAACAUGUUCGAGAGUGUUUCAAAUAUAUCGAGAAGAAUCUAGAAGGCAAGACUUGGGUGGUUGGUGAUAGUUUUACUGUCGUGGACGCGUAUCUCGUCGUCUUCUACCGUUGGGGCAAUAUGCUGAAGAUGGGUAUGAGGGAGACAUAUCCGAGCUAUACGAGGGCAGUCGAUGGCGUUGUCGCGCAGGAUGAUGUGAAACGAACAAUUGAGAGCGAGGCCAUUAGCGUACUGAAUGAGUAG
Alternaria postmessia is the source of this 642-nucleotide messenger RNA. RefSeq lists its product as uncharacterized. NCBI's taxonomy places the organism in Eukaryota, Fungi, Ascomycota, Dothideomycetes, Pleosporales, Pleosporaceae. The record is from RefSeq and is a predicted model, not a curated record. The coding region runs from base 1 to 642 and encodes 213 amino acids. The transcript has a single exon.